Messenger RNA from Drosophila innubila, 1258 nucleotides. RefSeq lists its product as uncharacterized. The coding region runs from base 237 to 866 and encodes 209 amino acids. The transcript is spliced from 4 exons. The record is from RefSeq and is a predicted model, not a curated record. NCBI's taxonomy places the organism in Eukaryota, Metazoa, Arthropoda, Insecta, Diptera, Drosophilidae.
UAAUCACAACUCGUCGGAGACGCACGCGCUAAGAAUUUGUCGGAGCUGAACGUGUUAAUUUAUUAUUAAGUGUUUUGUGAAUAUUCUUUGAAGAGUGGUUAUUCAAAGGUUCAACGCUUACUCACCUGGCUAAAAUAAAAGCUGGUAACAAACCCCCGGAUACAAUCAAUUCAUCCGCGUGUGAUAAGCGAAUUAACUUACCAUUGAUAAAAAGUGUUCAGUCAAAUAAAGCAAAAAUGCGUGUCAGCAAUAGUUUAUCUUUCUGCAGUCUGUUGCUAUUGGUGCUGCUGACGGGUUUCUCCCAUGCCAAACCCGUGGAAGAGUUAAGUAACUCUGAUACCGUGCCAAGUGAUUCGAAUGUGCAAGCACCCAAAAAUAAAACAGCUGUCACCGCUGGCGAGGAGCUGAAUACCGCAACAAAUCUGGUGUUGGCCGAAAACUACAAAUACGAUGUGGAAAUUCUUGAGUCGGGAGACAAUGAAGAUGCGGAUCGGGAAAGCAGCGAAGAGCUAGAGGAACGUUUCAAGGGUAAUGGUAUCCUCAACACAGACACAGAUUCCUUCGUUGCUGAAAAUAUUGAAAUGACACCGGUGGACGUGGAAUCGAGUGCGAUUAGUGAAAGCCAUAUGCUUCUUAGCAUUAUACUUUUGGUUGUGGCUCUGGUUUCCGUUUGCCUUUACGCUGGACUGGUUAUAUGGCGGUCACAUUUGGAGCAACGUUAUGGCAUGCGCGAGAGACUUGUCAAUCGGGAUGUGGAUGAGGAGGGCGUCGACGAUACAGACUAUCAUGUGGUUUAUCCUCACACUCUCAGCCCCUACGCUCCAACCACAAUCACAACAACAACGGCGGCUACGAUGCGUUCGUAGUCUGGUGUCAGUUUUGUGUGGGCCGAGAUUCAAUUAAGCUUAAGUUUAUUUUAAAUUGCACUUUAUAAAACCGUUAAUUGAGAGCUUACAUACGAAUGAGUGCAUGUAAUGAAUGCCAUAAAUUUACACUCACACACCUGUGUGCAUGGGAGCAUUGUCAGUUAACUACAUACAGUCACACGUGAAAUAAUAAUACUAAGGGUCAUUUUAGAAUACGCUCAACUGCUGGAAGUUUCUAGAGCGAAGUGGACAUGCCAAUUAGUUUUAAGUUUCUGUGAUAUUGUUCUAGAGACUCCUUGUACGACUUUAUACUAACCACAUGCUGAGAGCCAACAAUUAAACUUAUUUUUUAAUAAAACAACUUAUUCAAUAAAUGUUUGAAAAUGUAUAAA